Messenger RNA from Selaginella moellendorffii, 2160 nucleotides. RefSeq names its product pentatricopeptide repeat-containing protein At4g02750. The record is from RefSeq and is a predicted model, not a curated record. Gene Ontology annotation, molecular function: protein binding. The coding region runs from base 1 to 2160 and encodes 719 amino acids. NCBI's taxonomy places the organism in Eukaryota, Viridiplantae, Streptophyta, Lycopodiopsida, Selaginellales, Selaginellaceae. The transcript has a single exon.
AUGCCAGCCGUUGAUCAUUUGGUGCGUUUGCUAAGAUCUUACAACUCCGCCAGGGAUCUGUGGAAGGGGAGGCAAAUCCACGCAUCCAUUCUCGAGUCCGGCGAUCUGUGUUCCAAUACUUUUCUCGCCAAUCUCGUUGUCCAGAUGUAUGGGAAGUGCGGGAGCACAGAGGACGCGAGGAGGGCUUUCGAUCGAAUCCACGCGCCCAAUGCCUUCUCGUGGAGUAUACUCCUCUCGGGCUACAUCCACUGCGGCGAGAUCAACGAGGCAAAGAAAAUCUUCGAUAGAAUGCCCGAUCCCGACGUGGUGUCGUGGAAUUCGAUGCUCGGCGUCUAUGCCAAGCAGGGCUCUGUCGAAUGCGUUAAAGGCUUCUUCGAUCGAAUGCCUGUGAGGAGCUUGAUCUCGUGGAAUACGGUGCUUUCUGCGAUCGCCGAUUAUGGGCAUUUUGAUAAGUGCCGAGAGUGCUUUGAUCGAAUGCCGCAAUGGAGUGUUCUAUCAUUUACUGUAGUUUUAGAAGCACUUUAUCAAACAGGAAACAUAGAUGAGGCUGAACGUAAUUUUGAUUUGAUGCCAGAAAGAAACAUAGUUUCCUGGAAUAUGCUGAUUGUUAGAAAUGCCCAGACAGGGCACUUUGAAACAGUUGAAAGCAUUUAUGCGAAAAUUCCAGCCACGAACAUUGUGACUUGGAACUCAGUCUUGGAUGCAUACAAACAGAAAGGUGAUGUUUUGAAAGUGCAUAAGUAUUUUGAGGAAAUCCCAGAAAAAGACGUCGUCAGCUGGAACACUCUUCUGUCUGCAUUUGCCGUGAAUGGAAAUUAUGAAAGUGGAAAAGCGUUGUUCCUUGGAAUGCCAAUAAGGAGCCUUGUAUCUUGGAAUAUUGCACUUCAGAUGUUUUCAAAAGAAACCUUAAGCACCACCCAUGAAGUUUUCAUGUCUAUGCCGAAAUGGGAUCCAGUCGCGUGGACGCUUAUGAUUCAAGCACAUACCGCGAACGGGGAUUUGGACAUGGCACGGGAAUUGUUUGAUGAAAUGCCCGCAAAGACGAUGGCGGCGUGGACGGCCAUGAUCACAGCGCACUCGCAGAGAGGACGUGUGGCAGAUGCAAGAGCCCUCUUCGAUGCCAUGGACGAGCGCGAUAGUGUUGCAUGGACAGCCAUGAUCGCCGGCUAUGCGCUUCAUGGCGACAAUGGAAGAGCCAAAGAGCUCUUCGACGCCAUGGGUGACGGGAAGACUAUCGUCUCCUGGAACGCAAUGCUGGGAUCCUUGUCCGGCGAUAUUGCUAAGAUGGAGCGAUUCAUGCACAAAAUGCCCAGAUGGGACGUGAUCUCUUGCAACUCAGUCGCGGCCAUCCACGCGCAGAGCAAAGGUUCUUGCGAUGCUGCCAAGUUUCUAUUCGAUUCCAUGCUGGAGCGCAAUGUCUUCUCGUGGAACACACUGAUCCUCGCGUUUGGAUCGAGCGAGCGAGCCGUGGAAGCCAACCGAGCGUUCGAAAGAAUACCCCACCGGGAUUUGAUCACCUGGAGCUCCAUCGUCGCCGCCAACGCACAGAACAGCCAAAUGGAUCGCGCGGAGGAGCUAUUCGCGAGCAUGCCCGAAUGGGACGUAUACUCUUAUAACGCAAUCCUAAGUCUCUAUGCCCAGACCGGGCAUAUCGAUCGAGCAAAGGCAUUGUUUGAUGGGCUCUGGAUUAAAGACUCGAUAACUUGGAGCACGAUGGUGGCAGCGUAUGCCCAAGACGGAGGAUCACACACCAACUUAGCGAUGGAGCUCUUUCGUCUCAUGGUUUUGGAUGGCUUCUCCCCUCACGGGCUGUGUUUCGUGAGCUUGCUCGCAGCGUCCAGCCACCUCGGGCUCAAACACGAGACGCGAGAGAGCUUCGCGUCGAUGGUCUCGGACUUUGGCGUGGAUCCAAGCCCGGAGCAUUUUCUGUGCGUGAUCGACGCCUUGGGACGGUCUGGCGAGCUGGGAAGAAGCCGAGAGCUGAUUGAAAGCAUGCCGUUUGUGCCGGACGAAGGUGCGUGGAGCACAUUGCUUGCCGCUUGCUCUAGAGGCCAUGGAUCGAGCGUGGAGGAGCUGGCAGCACACAAAACUCUCGAGCUGGAUCCGCGGAGUAGCCCGACUUAUGUUCUUCUCUCCAGCGCUCUAUGCUGCCAAGUUUGA